UUUAAGUGUCUGAGUAUAAUACGUGCGAAAGUCUGCUGACAUAGCAGAUGAUAUUUUCAGUUUCGCCCUUUCUGCAUUUAGGUUAUGUUAGUGAUGAAGUCAGUCCUCAGAUAUGUUAUGAAAAAUUAUAACCGAAAACGAUGUAAAACGAUAAGUAAAUUGUUUAUUUGGCAUAUCAUUAGAAUUUAGUUCACUUCGUUCACUGGUGUUUAAGUCGUGAUAUUAUAACAGGAAUAGUUAAUUAGUUAUUUUCGUAAUUGAAAUUACAAGUCACAGUAACUGAAAUAUCAGGACUGGUGUAAUGGUCCGAAUUUAUAUAGGUUGGACUAUUCUUAUAGGGCGUGUUACCUGACCACAGAGCUGAGAGAAUGAUUGAAAUAUAUUCAAAUUUUAGCACAUAUUUCUGGAUAUGACUGUGUGCAUAAAAGUACAUUAUUUAGUGAACCUGGAAAAAAGGCUCAAGGAACAAGAGGACAAGUAGCAUGUAUCUUCUCUGAAUGAACCCAAGUGAUGGUAAUAACCUGUCCAAAGGAAUGUGUGAGAAGGCAGAUGGCAGUGAGGAUGAUAGCACUCAGUAUGAUGAAUAUGAUGAGGCCAAUAUUUUACCCUUUCAUGUUAACACUGCCUUAAAUGAAAAUCGUCCUGUCAGAACAGUUGGAAAGAACGAUACAGAAGAAGCAGUGAGUUGCUACUGUAGUGCAUCUCACACUGACAACAACUAUUCUACAGAUGAACAUGAGCAUGACAGCAUAAGAGAAGGUAUGGGUGGGGUAGGAAUUGCCUGUGGUGGUUUGCAGCUUAGUGACAGUGGGGCUGAUCUGUCAGAGUGUGGAGGGGACAUUCAGUAUACAUCAUCAUCACGUCACGAAGAUUGGGAACGAUAUUGGUCAGCUAAUGGGGAAAGAAUUAUAUGGCAAAGCUGGAUAACCAAGUAUGGUGAAUAUGUUAAUCCAGAUUAUUUUGCUAAUGCUGAUGGUACUGUAUUUUCUGAAAGUAAUAAGGUUUUGCCAGAGGAUGGUCAAGUCAUUCAAAUUAAGGAUCCUCCUCUUGAUGAUUCUUCUAAAAGUAAAACAAACCAAUGCAGUUUCAUUGAUGAACAACAUACUGCAUUCCGUGGAGAAGAAUCUACUUACCACCCUCACUCAAGUACAUUCCAUAGUUCAUUCCAGAACAGUUUUCCCAAAGAUGAACAGGAUGUAUCGAAAGAUAACCCUUAUUCUGAUAGUGUGGAGACAGGUGUUGACCUUUCUUCCAAGAACUUCUUAGAUGAUGAUGUUGAUGGAUAUUCAGGUCCAAGGACUGAAAAGACUGAUAUGCAAGGUUCCUUUGAACUCCAGCUUCCAGAAAUCAUAAAGACUAAUGCUGCAAGCAAAGAUGAAAACUUGCUCAUUUUAUCAGCUGGUGAAACUCCAGAAACAGAGGCCAAACAGGAUAUGUUAAUGUGCAACAGUGACAUAAACGCAGUUGACAGCUGGAGUCCAUUAUCACCUUCAAGUACAGAUGAUUCUUCGGGAGAUGGAAGUGGAGAUGAUAAUGUUGUAGCUGGUAGUGUUGCUAACACAGCAUUAACAUCUGAUUCAAUGACUAAUGUGACCAAGAUCACAAUUUCAUCACUGGACUUCAGCUGUGAUACAGAAGAUUCAGUUCAUAGCAGUUCCUUGUCAUCUUCUUCAGCUGGUUCUGGAAGUGCUCCAUGCACAACAGAUGAAGCAGAUCAGUACUGGCAGGAACUAUGGAAGAAACACUUCAGUGAACAAUACUAUGUCCAUUAUAAUGCUUUUCUGGCUUGGGAACAGAAGGAAGCUAAUGAAGAAAUUGAAGCCGCUACAGUUGAAACGUUAGACACCAAUCAUCCUUUAUUUCAAGUGGGAGAAGAAUUUUCAGGUGCCAAACAGAGUUAUUUCCAUGAAAUAAAACCUAAUAUAGGUAAUGUUUCUGCUAGUUGUAUCAAAGAUAAUAUUAAUUUAAAUUUUAUUGAAAAUUGUUAUUCAACUGAUGAUAUUUCAUUAACUGCCAAUGCUGUUGUUACUAAUGAUUACUCUUAUUCUACAGAAAUAGAAUUUUCAUCCAAGCAUAAGUCUUGUUACUCUGAAGUUGAGGAUCUGAAUAAAGAAUCUGAAGAGAAUUUACCUUGCUCAUGUUCUGUGUCAGUGACUGAACACCCACAUAGUCCUUCAUUUGAGGAAAGUAUUUCAUGUACUGGAAAGAUGGAAUUAGGUGUUGGAACUGAUCAGAGUUUUGGGGAACUUAAUCAAACAAAGGAACAGCUUUAUUUUAAAAUGGAAAGAAUGUGUGGAGAUACAAAACAACGAACUGCUUCAGUGGAUGAAUGUUCUUCAAGUUUUGGAAAGCUAGAAGCGAGUGCUGGAACAUGUCACAGUUUUGAUGAAUUAGAUCAUGAAAAGGAACACCUUAGCAAUUCAGAUAUGGUGGUGGAAGAAAAAGAAGACACUGUAAGGUUACUUAAUGUAACACAUGUACAGGAAUCAUCAAAGAUUGUCAGUACACAGUCUCAUCUACUUCCAUUAUUAAAGAGGGCUUCGGGCAGAAGAGGCAGGUCAAGGCUUUUUAUGGACUCUGUGGGCCAUCUGAUUGAGAGUCUCAGCAUGCUUGAUUCUCAUCCGUCCGAUGUGAUAGAACCUCAUGACACUAGUGAUCAUGUUGGUAACACUGCAGCAGGUACAGAAAGCGAUGGGAACUUUGAAUCAAAUGCUGAUUCCCACAGACAUGUGGAUAGAAGCACCAUCUUGAGAAUAUCUGUUCACAGGGGCUCUGGAGAUGAACCCCUAGAAGAGAAACCAGUAACUCUGAAAAGAAGUCAUGAAAGUGACUCUGAUGAGUCUGGGCUGGGUCGUGUUAAGAGUGCAUUUACACUCAUGGGUUUGGCCUUUGCUCCAAACAAGCAAAGCACUCCUUCACAAGCAUCAAGUGGGAUGUCCUUGGUACCAAGCAUUCAUCAUGGAUCAGUUUUAUACAGGAAACGCAACAUUCGUGACCAAAAUCGUCAGCUAAAGAUGAAUAUCCACCAGCGCCGGGCACAGAAGCAACAUCAGUUACUGGCUUCAUGCACAGUUACUUCUGCACUUGCCAAGGCAAAACAAUUUCUGGAGCUGGAAGCACAAUAUUCUGUUGAGGAUGCAUCUAUAAAGGCAGCUUUAGGCUAUGAAAAUCAUUCUAGCUCAGAUGAGGAGCAGCUUGCUCAGUCCUCUCGGCCUGUCAGCUCAUUAACCAGUCACAGGGAGAAAAGGUUACCUGUGGCAGCUGCGAUAUGUCCCAGUGUGGAUGGCGAUAUGGACCUUGCUGAAAGUGAAUAUGAGGACAUGGAGCUGCCAGAUGAGGAGGGUAGUGUGCUGAUGGGGAACAAGGAGGAACCCAAACUGGAUGUCAAGACAGAAACAUCGCCUGCUGAAGAAGAGAACCAUUCGGUUUUAAUGAGAUCCAAGACAGAUGAUGCCAUUUUGACGGAAAAGUUCUGUGAGGAAGAGCAGGAGAAAGUUACCAAGAAAUCACAACAGCAGAAAAAGAAGAAAAAGAAGCAGAACAAGAGAAUGUCACUAACAUCUCUACCAGAGGAGGUUGCCUCAAACAAGAUACUUAGAAAAUACUGGGUCCGACGCUAUCAGCUCUUCUCCAGGUUUGAUGAGGGAAUUAAACUUGAUGAUGAGAGCUGGUUUUCAGUAACACCAGAGCGCAUAGCAGAACAUAUUGCAGAGCGAUGUCGUUGUGAUAUUGUUGUGGAUGCUUUCUGCGGUGCUGGUGGCAACUCAAUUCAAUUUGCUUUCACAUGUGCUCAUGUAAUAGCAAUAGACAUUGACCCAAAGAAGAUAGCUCUUGCUCGUCAUAAUGCUGAUGUGUAUGGAGUUGCUGACCGAAUAGAAUUUGUGGUGGGAGAUUUCCUGAGAUUGGCCCCUUCUCUACAUGCCGAUGUGGUCUUCCUCAGCCCUCCUUGGGGAGGACCACAAUACCUGAAUACAGAUGCCUAUGACAUUGAAAGUAUAAUGCAACCUUUUGGAGGCUCACAGUUGUACAAGGUUUCUUUGAGCAUCACAGAGAACAUUGCUUAUUAUGUUCCUCGCAAUAUCAACACAGACCAGUUGGUGAUGCUAGCUGGACCAGGAGGACAGGUAGAAAUAGAACAAAACUUCCUAGAUAAGAGGUUGGUUGCAAUAACUGCAUAUUAUGGAGAAUUAAUACAUGAGUAAGUAUAGGGUAAAUAAAAACAUUGAAAGGCUUGGUAAACUCAUUUCACAUAUUUUAAUUAGAAUCCCAUAUAUCUCGGGAGAAAAUCCUACAUCUUGCAUACAUACAUUAUUUAUUGACAACCAUCAUAGCUUCACAUAUUCCACAAGCUAUGCAAUGUCAUUUGCAUAAAUGUGUCUUAAUUGGUUUAUGUUCAUUACAGUCAUGUACUGCUUUUUAUGUAUCAUUUUAUUUCUUUUAUAGCCAAAUAUAUGUACUUUUAAUAAAAAAGUAUUUAUUAAAAUUUUAUGGCUCCUA
This is a messenger RNA of Zootermopsis nevadensis, 4497 nucleotides long. It is a transcript of the gene Tgs1, whose product is annotated as Trimethylguanosine synthase 1. Gene Ontology annotation, biological process: 7-methylguanosine cap hypermethylation. Gene Ontology annotation, molecular function: RNA cap trimethylguanosine synthase activity. The record is from RefSeq and is a predicted model, not a curated record. NCBI's taxonomy places the organism in Eukaryota, Metazoa, Arthropoda, Insecta, Blattodea, Termopsidae. Gene Ontology annotation, cellular component: nucleus.